Molecule: messenger RNA, 2657 nt
Organism: Cuscuta epithymum
Lineage: Eukaryota; Viridiplantae; Streptophyta; Magnoliopsida; Solanales; Convolvulaceae
Source: the annotation of a GenBank genome assembly
UCCCAAAUCCCCACAUCACUCAUCAUCUUCAUUAGUUCAUUCUCUUGAACACAGUCCUCCCCCUUCGUAUCAAUUUUCAUUAGACUUGAUAAGAGAGAGAUGGCCGGUGAGUCAGUGAUAAGGUUGACAGUGGCUUCUACUGCCCCUUCACUCUUCAACUUCAAUGGCUCAAGGAAGGCGACACCAAUCUCCCAUGGCGUGGUCUCCGGCCAUCGGCGACGCCGCGGCAACACGGUUCAGUUGCUCUCCUCUACUCCAUUCUCGGAAUUUUUCGGAAACAUUGAAAUUAGGUCUGCCCCUGCUUCGAAGUCACCGGCGUUAUACCAGAAACGAAGCCAUAAGAACAGUUUCUCCGUCUUUGCCAUGGCAGCCGAUGAUGGAAAGAGAACAGUCCCAUUAAAGGACUACCGCAACAUAGGAAUCAUGGCUCAUAUUGAUGCGGGGAAGACAACGACAACCGAGCGGAUCCUGUACUACACUGGCAGAAACUACAAAAUCGGUGAAGUCCAUGAGGGGACGGCCACAAUGGACUGGAUGGAACAGGAGCAGGAACGCGGCAUCACCAUCACCUCUGCCGCAACCACAACAUACUGGGACCAGCACCGGAUCAACAUCAUCGACACCCCAGGCCAUGUUGACUUUACCCUCGAGGUUGAAAGAGCCCUAAGAGUUCUUGACGGGGCUAUAUGCCUGUUUGAUAGUGUUGCUGGAGUGGAACCUCAGUCAGAGACCGUCUGGAGACAAGCCGACAAAUACAGGGUCCCGCGGAUAUGUUUUGUCAACAAGAUGGACCGCCUCGGGGCAAAUUUCUACCGGACCCGAGAUAUGAUCAUCACCAACUUGGGUGCUAAACCGCUCGUGAUUCAAAUCCCGAUUGGUUCUGAGGAUAACUUUGUAGGAGUUGUUGAUCUUGUGAAGAUGAAAGGAGUAGUUUGGUCAGGGGAAGAAUUGGGCGCCAAGUUUGUGUAUAAGGACAUUCCUUCUGAGCUUCAAGACCGAGCUCAGGAAUUCCGAGCCAACAUUAUCGAGACCAUAGUUGAGUUGGACGACGACGUAAUGGAGAAGUAUCUAGAAGGGACAGAACCUGAUGAGGAAACCAUUAAAAAGUUGAUAAGGAAGGGAACCAUCUCUGGCAGUUUUGUUCCGGUCUUAUGUGGAUCCGCUUUCAAGAAUAAAGGGGUUCAACCGCUUUUGGACGCUGUCGUUGACUAUUUACCUUCUCCCAUUGACUUGCCCCCGAUGAAAGGCAGCGACCCUGAAAACCUAGAAAUAACAAUUGAAAAACCAGCCAGCGACAAUGAGCCAUUCACUGGUCUGGCUUUCAAGAUCAUGAGCGAUCCUUAUGUGGGGUCGCUCACCUUCGUGAGAGUGUACUCAGGAAAACUCGUUGCAGGAUCUUACGUACUGAAUGCAAACAAAGGAAAGAGAGAGAGGAUUGGGAGACUUCUGGAGAUGCAUGCAAACAGCAGAGAGGACGUCAAAUCCGCAUUAACUGGUGACAUAAUUGCCCUAGCUGGACUUAAAGACACUGUCACCGGAGAAACGUUGUGUGACCCUGAUAAUCCAGUGGUUCUUGAACGGAUGGAUUUUCCCGAUCCAGUUAUCAAAGUUGCUAUUGAACCCAAGACGAAAGCUGAUAUUGAUAAGAUGGCAGCUGGUUUGGUUAAGCUCGCUCAGGAAGACCCUUCUUUUCAUUUUUCUCGUGAUGAGGAGAUUAAUCAGACAGUAAUUGAAGGAAUGGGAGAAUUGCAUCUCGAGAUUAUUGUUGAUCGACUCAAGCGGGAAUUUAAGGUGGAAGCCAACGUUGGGGCCCCACAAGUGAACUAUCGUGAGAGUAUUUCCAAGGUGUCACAAGUGAAAUACGUUCACAAGAAGCAGUCGGGGGGACAAGGGCAGUUUGCGGACAUAACAGUGAGGUUCGAACCUAUGGACGCUGGGGGUGGAUACGAAUUCAAGAACGAAAUAAAAGGUGGGGCCGUGCCAAGAGAGUACAUCCCAGGCGUGAUGAAGGGUCUAGAAGAGUGUUUGGGAAACGGGGUACUGGCUGGGUACCCUGUGGUGGAUGUUCGGGCAGUUUUGGUUGAUGGGUCGUACCAUGAUGUAGACUCGAGUGUGCUGGCAUUUCAGUUGGCGGCUAGGGGGGCAUUCAGGGAAGGGAUGAGGAAAGCGGGACCGAAAUUGCUGGAACCCAUAAUGAGGGUUGAGGUGGUGACACCGGAGGAGCAUCUAGGUGACGUCAUAGGUGACCUAAACUCAAGGAGAGGUCAGAUCAACAACUUUGGUGAAAAACCAGGUGGCCUCAAGGUAGUGGACGCGCUGGUUCCGUUGGCAGAGAUGUUCCAAUAUGUGAGCAGCUUGAGAGGGAUGACCAAAGGGAGAGCGUCCUACACCAUGCAGCUUCACAAGUUUGAUCUUGUCCCCCAACACAUUCAAAACCAGCUUGCCUCCUCUAACCCCCAACCUGUUCCUGCUUAAGAUUAAAUGUCAUCCACUUCUUUUUUAUACUUUUUUUUUAAAGAUCCCAAUCAACUUUUCUAAUUGUGCCCUCAAAUUUUACAAUUGUUCAUAAUUACUCUUUUGAAACUAAACACUCGAGGGGUGUACCAUAAAAAGGGAGAAUUACACAUUACACAAAUAAGAGUGAAAGUAAUCCCAAA